CGAGGAGCGUGACGCGGAGAGAAGGCGAACUGGGGGGAAAGUGAGAGUCGGUGGGUGGCGUGCCGCGUUGUGCCAUGUGGGGGGCGCUGUUGUCUCCAGAAACGCGCGCGCGCGUGUGUGUGUGGACUGCGGCGCUGGGAAAAGUUGUUGAGCAACUCGCCUGCAGCGUCGCGUGUGCAGCCGGAGACGUCACGGCAGCAGUUCCCGGAAAGCCGAGCGGAGACUCCAGACCACUCUCUCCCGCCGCCCUGCAGAAGUUGAGCUGGUGCCGAGCGUCAUUAUGAGAUGUCGUCUCCCAGUGCCCCCUUUGUGCAAAUCAAGUUCGAUGACAUCCACUUCUACGAGAACUGCGGCGGGGGGAGCUUCGGCAGUGUGUACCGGGCCAGGUGGAUCUCCCGGGACAAAGAGGUGGCUGUGAAGAAACUGCUCAAGAUCGAAAAUGAGGCUGAAAUCCUCAGUGUCCUCAGCCAUCGCAACAUCAUUCAGUUUUACGGGGCAAUCCUCGAGGCGCCCAACUACGGAAUCGUCACCGAGUAUGCAAGCGGGGGGUCGCUGUAUGACUAUCUGUCCAGCGAUGAGAGUGAGGGCAUAGACAUGGGACAGGUCAUGACAUGGGCCAAGGAGAUCGCCAAAGGAAUGCACUACUUGCACUCAGAGGCCCCCAUCAAGGUCAUCCACCGAGACCUGAAGUCCAGGAACGUUGUCAUAACAGCUGAUAAAGUUCUUAAGAUCUGUGAUUUUGGGGCGUCCAAGUUCCUGUUCCACACAACACACAUGUCUCUGGUGGGGACGUUCCCGUGGAUGGCGCCAGAGGUGAUCCAGAGCCUGCCUGUGUCCGAGACGUGCGACACCUAUUCCUACGGCGUGGUUCUGUGGGAGAUGCUGACACGUGAGAUACCGUUCAAGGGUCUGGAAGGAUUACAAGUGGCCUGGCUUGUGGUGGAGAAAAACGAGAGGUUAACCGUUCCCAGCUGCUGUCCUGCCAGCUUUGCCGACCUCAUGAGGAAAUGCUGGACAACCGAGCCCAAGGAACGGCCCAUGUUCAAGCAAAUCCUCUCUACUUUGGAGUCCAUGUCUAAUGACAGCCAACUUCCCCAACAGUGCAAUUCCUUCUUACACAACAAGGCUGAAUGGAGGUGCGAGAUUGAAGCCACGAUCGAGAGGCUUAAAAGACUGGAGCGAGACUUGAGUACCAAAGAGCAGGAGCUGAAGGCGAGGGAGCAGCGCCUGAAGAUGUGGGAGCGUAAACUCCUCGAGCAGUCCAACUCCCCGUUGUUGCCCACCCUUGACAUCUAUACCUGGACGGAGGAACAUGUGUACUUCUGGAUGCAACAAAUAUUUGGUUCAGGAGAGGGCGUCUGUGACCUAUUUAAGGAAAACCACAUCACAGGAAAGAUGUUGCUGUUGCUCACAGAAACAGACAUGCGGGACAUGGGGGUCAAAUCCAAAGGUCACAUCAUACGCCUGAAGGGGGAAAUCGAGAAGCUGGCCACUGAUUACUUCACGUUCAUCCACUUCCCACCACUGUUGAAGGAUGAGCUGGAAGAGGAGGUCGAAGGAAUCAAGAUUGUGAAUCUGGAGCUGGUGUUCGGGUACCACUGGAAAGCAGGGAAGGGAAACUCUGACUGCAAGUGGAAAAUGUACAUGGAGCUCGACGGCGACGACGUCGCAAUAACGUACAUCAAGGACGUCAUCUUCAAUACCGGCCGACCGGAUGUGGACGUCUGCAAGAUGACGAAGCCACCCUUCGUGAUGGACAAAUGGAUCGUUGGAAUACAGGAAAGCCAGAGUGUGGACUACAUCAUCAAUUACGAGAGCGCCGUCAGAGCGCUCAGGUCUACCAAAUACAGCCGCACACUGCGAUGGAGUCCCACCAGUGCACAGGAUGAGAUCAAGGCUGUAGAGCUGGUCAUAGAAACAGCGCCACCCAACCCAGACUGGAACCCCAGGAGCAGAUCUAACUCUGAUGUAGAUCCCAGAUGGAUGUACAAUGUGAGGCUGAGGCAGGUGAUGAAACAGCUGUCACAGCAGCCGCCUGUCGCUGCGACCACCUUCAGCGGCUCUGACGCCCGCAUGCUGCCCCACUUCCUGUCUGUGUACGGGGACCAGACGGCGUCCUACGCCGCGGCCGUGCGGCGCUCCCCGAACCGCAGCCGCCACGCUCCUUGGUCCGCCUCCCACAGCUCCUCGUCUGCUGCCAGCCUCUCCGCCAGGCUCUCCCCGCUGCACCUGGGGUCAAAGGGCAGCAGCCCCUCCAGCACCACCUCUGAGAGUGCCUCGGAGCGGGAUCGAGAGCGCAGUGCCGGGGCGGUGCAAGACUUCUACAGACACAGCUUUGGCAACACGUCAGCCGCGAGAGGAAGGCAGGAUAGUAGACACUAUGCGGGGACGCACAGCCGACCCAACUUUACUCAGAAUAAAACCAGCAAAACUUCACAACAGCCAGGGAGGCCACGGGCCAAUAGUUACAGCGCCACGCCACAGAACCGCCCAGCCAGAAUGAUACCGGGUAUAUUGUCUGUGCCCGAAAGCCCUGGCAGAGAAAGAGAGGAGGCUAAAGCCAGCGAGGGAGGGUGGAUCAGGGUGGAGCGCCCAAAAAAAUCACCUCGACAGGACUAUAAACAAGGCAGGGGUCGACCGAGAAGAGGUGGAAGGGGGGAUCGGAGCUAAUAAAUAACUUUGCAGGCUAUAAAGGAAGUGCACCUUAGCACAUUUUUAUCUUAAUGCUGGUCAUGUUAGGAACAAAAGAGUUUAGACGUGAGCUGUGCCUUUGUGUAGAUAAGAUAUAGGACCUCUGCGUUGGGAAACGAGUGAAUGUGUCUUUUUACCGAUGCAUUUUUGAAAGAAAAUGUUUCCCUCUGUAAGUGAACGUGUCACCCCCUUGUAUGUAAUCCAUGCCCUUGAUGUGUACAGUAUUGAACUUUGCACAGUAACAAAUGGUUUUUAUUUUUUAAAAGCAAAGCUGUCUACGUGAGACUCUAUCUGAAACUUAACUGCUAUUAUUAAAUGAGAAUGUUGUUUUUAUGAGAAUAAUAAAAAAAAACCCAAAACAAUGAA
Messenger RNA from Lampris incognitus (smalleye Pacific opah), 3057 nucleotides. RefSeq names its product mitogen-activated protein kinase kinase kinase 20-like. Gene Ontology annotation, molecular function: ATP binding; protein binding; protein kinase activity. Gene Ontology annotation, cellular component: cytoplasm. The transcript is spliced from 20 exons. The coding region runs from base 286 to 2670 and encodes 794 amino acids. Lineage: Eukaryota; Metazoa; Chordata; Actinopteri; Lampriformes; Lampridae. Gene Ontology annotation, biological process: protein phosphorylation. The record is from RefSeq and is a predicted model, not a curated record.